AUGGAUCUCCCUAAGAUUUUAGAGCACCUGAAUGACAUUCAUCAGAAUGAGACCGAGAAGAACGAGUACAUUCAUUUUGCUGAAGAUUUAAGGACCAUGCUAUCAGAAUCUUCUAAAAAACCCCUUUUGAGCUGUGCCACCUCUGAUUUCACAACAAACACCAUGAUUACCAAGCUGAACAAUCUUCUUCCCAAGACCUCCCAACAUCAGGAAAUCAGUCUCUUCAGUCUGCUUGCAAAAUACGCAAACUCUGCCAAGCUAAGUUUGAAUAUCCCCACAAGUCUUGUCAGAAUCGAACAUCUCCCUGAGCUAUACAUGAUACAAACUAAAAGAGAAAAAAUUGUCCAAUCAAAAGAAAGCACCUUUGAAGAAUUCAUGAGUCUCACAACAGUCAAAAACGACACAGACUUCCCUACCUUUUGCUAUAAAAUCCCAGGCAAAGAUGCGAUUGCUAUUUUUUCAGCUGACAUUGCAGAAAAACUAUGAAAUUCCUCAGAAGACCAUGCAGUUUUGCAGUAUUUUAUCCAAAGCAAGACCAAUCCUGCCACAAUUACAAGAGUUUUGUGGAGGAAAGGCAUGAAAAACAAGUAUUUUACUAUCACAAACCGCAAAAAGGUAUCAAGAAGACUUAAGAAAAGCGUGACCAUGAUUCCAGGUCUGACCUUCAAGCGAGGAAAGAUAACAGAUUUCAAGAAUGCUGGGAUGAUGAACCCUGUAUCUCAAUCAGCAAAUUGCCCAUUCAGGCCAAACUCAAAAACGCCUGGGAGUAAAAAAAAUCUCACAAUGAUCGACCAUUCUCAACACAGCAGUGGCGAAGAAUCAAAUUUCAAAAAAUCAUUCACAUCAGCUGUAGCAAAAUAUACACAAAAUUAUGAUGCAUAUGAACCUCCUACGUCCUCAACAGAUACUUCAGGUCCUGAAGACCAUAAUAAAGAGUACAUUGUUUUUACAAAAGAUGUGGAGAGCUGCUAUGCGAUGGAAAGCUACGCAAAAAUCGCAGAAAUUGAGCUGAUGGUAGACCAAAUUGUGGAGUUUUUGAAUUGGGAAGUAUUUAAACAUCAUGGACUUAAAGGGCUUGUCCUUGAUUUUAUUAAGGACAAGAACAAUAAUUGGUUUCUGUUAGAAUGCAAAGAGCAUUUUGUUGACUAUAUGGUGCCUGCAGACCAUGAAAAGAAUAGGAGAAAAGCAGUGAUGGAUAAAUCCAGGACUCCUGAUCUAUAUGAAAGGUCAGAAUCAAGCAUCCACAGUAAUGAUUCUGAGCUUAGACGUCAGGAAUCUUGUGUCAAUGACUCACCUUUGUGUGAAAUAAAAGAAGAAGACUCCCGUUUACCAUGCCCUUUCAAAAUAAGGACAAAGCCUAAGAAAAUCGACCACGACCCUGUAUCAGAAAAAGACCUAAUGGAGCGCCUCAAUAAAGUUAACGCAAAAAUAGACAGACUUAAUGCUCAAAAAUCCCCUACAAGGCUCAGCCCUCUAAAUAAAGAAGAAAGCAUCCAAGACUACCUCAACAGUUACAACUUCGUCAAAUGUCCGCUACGAGAGCCGCUCACUCCAUGUCCUGUUUCUCCCCGUCUUAUCCAAUCCCGUUCCACAACUCAUUUAGACCGCCUUAUGAACGACGACAAGCGACUCGUCUACUCACGAAAAGUUUUCACAGAAACCGUCGACAACUUCGACGAAAUGGCUCUCAACGUAAAAAUAGCGAAAAUAAAAGAGCAAGAUAUCAUUGAUAAAUACGGAGGGAUCGACUUCUGAAACAAGUUUAUUAUAUCGUUGUACAAAAAAGUAUUAGCAAGUGAAAUAUUAAACAAACACUUCAAAAAUUCGAAGCUAGAAAGCUUCGAACAGAUUGUGGUGGGGAUGUUUAGAAUCCUGAAUGGGAAAGUUAAUUUGGAAUUUAGGAGACAGCUGAGGGCAGCGCAUGCUAUUAAAGGGAUUUUGGGGAUGGAGUUUGAUUGCUAUUGCGAUUUGUUUGAUAGCACGCUGUCUGAGUUUAAUCUUGAUGAAGAUGAUAGACAAGGAAUCAGCUCACAAAUAAGGAAUAUGAAGAGUCUUAUAUGUCGACAAGUAUAA
Blepharisma stoltei is the source of this 2073-nucleotide messenger RNA. The record is from the annotation of a GenBank genome assembly. NCBI's taxonomy places the organism in Eukaryota, Ciliophora, Heterotrichea, Heterotrichida, Blepharismidae.